AUUGACUUACUGCCAAAAUGAUAAAAAUAGAAGAAAAUCACUUUAUCUUUGUCCCAAUUUUCCAAUUUUCCUGCCCCCUCCAUACUUUCUUCGAUGGCCAGGUCUAGCUUCCUUUCCCCAAUGGCAUCCAUCAACCUCUCUCCCAAACCACAAUCCGCCUUCCUGUUUUCCCGUGUACAUCCCUCUCUUCUCACUCUAAACAAUCUUCCGGACAAAUUCAGGAAUCCCUGUAAGUUCAGAAGACUCAUAAUCGCCAAAUCCAAUGGCGGCGAUGACUCAGUUGACGUUCCCGACCGUUUGAUUUCAGCCCUUUGUUAUUUCUAUCCUUUAUUUGACGGUAUUCAAUAUGGCAAGUACGUCAUCACUCGGUUUUAUCCUGUUCAAGCUAUCGUACAGCCUCUGGUUCCCGCAAUAAGAGUGUUCAAGAGCUUCCCUUUCAAUGGGUUUCUGGUAUUCCUGACUCUUUACUUUGUUGUUGUGAGAAACCCUAAUUUUAGCAGAUUUGUGAGGUUCAAUACGAUGCAAGCCAUCGUCCUUGAUGUGCUGUUGAUAUUCCCUGACCUCUUGGAGAGAAGCUUCAAUCCAAGAGGUGGCCUGGGCUUGGAUUUGAUGAUGAGUUUGGAUAGCACUGUGUUUUUGUUCCUGUUGGUGUGCUUGAUUUAUGGUUCUUCUUCUUGCUUGCUGGGUCAAGCCCCUAGAUUGCCCAUUGUUGCUGAAGCUGCUGAGAGGCAAGUUCUUUGAAUGCCCAUUUCCUUUACUUGUAUAGCUAUUUUCCAUUUUCAACUAGAGCCUAGCUGUUAGAAAACACAGCUUUCUCAUUUGCAAGCAACUCAAGUUAUGUAAGACAGCUUUAAUUUCUUAUUUAAUCAUUGUAUUCUUGGAAUACUUUCAAAACCGGAAAAUUGUUAAUCUGACUACAUAUUUGAAUUGGUGUUCAUUUGACACAAUGGAAGACUGAGAAAGGUUGCUUCUUUA
Molecule: messenger RNA, 975 nt
Organism: Prosopis cineraria
Lineage: Eukaryota; Viridiplantae; Streptophyta; Magnoliopsida; Fabales; Fabaceae
Product: protein TIC 20-v, chloroplastic-like
Exons: 1
Coding region: 94-741 (215 amino acids)
Source: RefSeq, a predicted model, not a curated record